Messenger RNA from Spinacia oleracea (spinach), 1110 nucleotides. RefSeq names its product N-terminal acetyltransferase B complex catalytic subunit NAA20. Gene Ontology annotation, biological process: N-terminal peptidyl-methionine acetylation. The transcript has 7 exons. The record is from RefSeq and is a predicted model, not a curated record. Bases 303 to 827 code for a protein of 174 amino acids. Gene Ontology annotation, molecular function: protein-N-terminal amino-acid acetyltransferase activity. Lineage: Eukaryota; Viridiplantae; Streptophyta; Magnoliopsida; Caryophyllales; Amaranthaceae. Gene Ontology annotation, cellular component: NatB complex.
AGCGGUCUAUCACCAAUUCACUAUUCACCCGAAUCACCCCUCAUUCUCAACCAAUUCCCUUUUCUUUGUAUUCUGCAUUUCUGCUUCUCCCGUUUCGAACACUCUCUCUCCUAACCGCUCACCACAGUUUGCCGGCCAUUUGACGAUUCAGACGACCACGACGGUUUUCUAUUCACUAAGACCAAUUCAAUUCUCAACUUCAGUCUUCUUUUGUCUUGGGUUUUUGUCCAGAGUUUUAUGUUUAAGUAGACCAUUUGAGCUGACGGUGUGUAUGAACGUGGUGUGAUUCGGGGGGAAGAACUAUGACAACCAUUCGUAAAUUCUGCUGCAAUGAUCUUCUUCGCUUUUCUUCUGUAAAUUUGGAUCAUCUAACUGAAACUUUUAACAUGUCAUUCUACAUGACGUACUUGGCUAGAUGGCCGGACUAUUUCCAUGUGGCCGAAGCUCCUGGCAACCGAAUUAUGGGCUACAUUAUGGGAAAAGUUGAAGGCCAGGGUGAGUCUUGGCAUGGUCAUGUUACAGCAGUAAGUGUUGCACCAGAGUAUCGCCGGCAACAAUUAGCCAAAAAGCUGAUGAAUUUACUGGAAGAUAUUAGUGACAAGAUUGAUAAGGCUUUCUUUGUUGACCUAUUUGUGCGGGCAUCAAAUGUACCAGCUAUAAAGAUGUAUGAAAAGCUUGGUUACGUGAUAUACAGACGAGUUUUACGCUACUAUUCUGGUGAAGAAGAUGGACUAGAUAUGCGGAAAGCCUUAUCCAGGGAUGUUGAGAAGAAAUCCGUAAUUCCUCUUAAAAGGCCCAUAACACCUGAUGAACUGGAGUAUGAUUAGUGAUUCUGUAUCUCAUUUUGAGAAUGACAAUGGAGGCAUGCGAAGUUUGUUUGAAGGACUCAGAAUAUUUUUUUUUAAAUGUAAUUGUAAAAUCUUUACUUCUUCGUUUGUUGGAGUAGGUCAACAUUACUGAAACUUAUGCUCCUGGUGGAAAUUCUGCGACUACACUGUUGUAUGGGCAAAUUGUUACAUAGUUGUAGUUGUACUUUGGUUAUACUGCUGGGGCUGCUGCCUAUCUAUUUCCUCCACAAAACAGCAACAAAGAUUGGGCUUGUUGUGAUUA